Molecule: messenger RNA, 2616 nt
Organism: Arthroderma uncinatum
Lineage: Eukaryota; Fungi; Ascomycota; Eurotiomycetes; Onygenales; Arthrodermataceae
Product: nitrate reductase
Exons: 7
Coding region: 1-2616 (871 amino acids)
Biological process (GO): nitrate assimilation; nitric oxide biosynthetic process
Molecular function (GO): nitrate reductase (NADPH) activity; molybdenum ion binding; heme binding
Source: RefSeq, a predicted model, not a curated record
AUGCCAUCCUACGAUCCAAUCAUUGUCGAGCCUAUCCCUGUUAUCAAAACCAAAGAUAUUGGUAUCUCUUCUCUGAAAAGCUUUGCUAAGAAUGAAGAUGCGUUUAUAAAUGCAUUUAACAUACCACUUCCACCACCUUCUAAAAAGCCGUCGGAAGUUUUGGGCAUAGACAAGGACACUCCAGAUGGACACGUUCCAAGAGACCCCAUACAGGUUCGCCUGACUGGUGUUCACCCGCUCAACUCAGAGUCUCCAUUGACUGCCCUAUUUGAUGAGGGAUUCCUAACUUCCCCUGAGCUGUUCUUCGUUCGGAACCAUGGAGCUGUACCUGUCAUUGAGCGUGAUGACAUCCUCAACUGGGAGCUUUCUAUUGAAGGGUUGGUGGAAAACCCGAUCGUCCUCACUUUACGCCAGAUAAUUUCCGAAUUCGAACAGGUCACUUGCCCCAUCACUCUCGUGUGCGCUGGUAACAGGCGUAAAGAGCAGAACAUGGUUCGGAAGUCCAAAGGCUUCAACUGGGGAGCCGCAGGUUUGUCGACGGCCCUCUUUACAGGGCCAAUGAUGCACAAUAUCUUGAGCCGGGCAAGGCCGAUGAGAAGGGCUAAAUACAUGUGCAUGGAGGGAGCUGAUGAACUGCCAAAUGGCAACUACGGCACGUCUAUUAGGUUGUCAACGGCUAUGGACCCAGCUAUGGGUGUCAUGCUUUCCUAUAUGAUGAACGGGGAGCCUCUACGUCAAGACCAUGGAUGGCCACUCCGUGCAGUGAUCCCGGGCCAUAUUGGUGGCAGAAGUGUCAAAUGGAUCACCAAGAUAACAUUGACGGAGAACCCAAGUGAUAACUGGUAUCAUAUCUAUGACAACAGAGUGCUACCAACGAUGUGCUCUCCCGAAAUGGCAACUGAAGAUGAUUCAUGGUGGCGAGAUGAGCGUUAUGUUAUUCAACAUCUCAACGUCAAUUCGGCCAUUGCCUACCCACAACACGACGAAGAACUUGUUGUAGCCUCCACACCUACGUACACUAUCAAAGGGUAUGCAUACGCGGGUGGUGGAAGACAGAUAUCAAGGAUGGAGGUGUCAUUGGAUAGCGGGAAGACCUGGAGACUAGCACCCAUUCAAUAUGACGAGGAUAAGUACAGGGCAACGAGCCAGUACCUAUACGGUGGACAACUUGAUUUGUCCUGGCGCGAGACUUACUUUUGCUGGUGCUUCUGGUCUCUUGAAGUCCAAACACACGAGCUUGAAAGCGCAGACAGUAUUGUUGUUCGCGCCAUGGACGAAGCCCUGAACCUCCAGCCAAAAGAAAUGUACUGGACCGUCCUUGGUAUGAUGAACAACCCUUGGUUCCGCAUCACGAUAACCAAGGAAGAUGGGGUAUUGAAAUUCAAACACCCUACCUUGCCUGCCACUCAGCCAGGUGGCUGGAUGGAAGCAGUUAAAAAGGCUGGCGGAGAUUUACAAGAUGGGAACUGGGGUGAGGCAUCAGACCGUGCCACGAAACCAGCCGACAUUAAACCAGAGCCAGAAAUUAAUAUGAAAAAGCCUGGAUUGAACGUCACUAUUAGCCUGGAAGAGUUCAAAGCACAUAGAAGUCGGGAAACAGACCCUUGGUUCGUGGUUGAUGGUGAGGUAUACGAUGGCACGCCUUUCCUUGAAGGACAUCCAGGGGGUGCUCAAAGCAUUCUCUCGACCGCAGCGACAGAUUGCACUGAUGAAUUUCUGGCGAUUCAUAGCGAAUCAGCAAAGGCCAUGAUGCCUGAUUACCAUCUUGGGACUCUUGACGCUGCCGCACUGCGUAAACUCCAGAGCUCUCAGGGGGUAUCCACCAAGCCUCUUCCGAUUGUUCACGAAUGGGAGAAAGUAAACCUGACUGAAAAAACUAACCUAUCGCUUGACACGGCAUUAUUCACAUUCUCCUUUGCCGACAGCUCUAAGCUUCUAGGAAUCGGUGUUGGUCAGCACAUCAUGUUGAGGGUAAAUGCAAGGCCUAGCGACCCUACCAGUGCCGUUAUCAGGGCCAUCACACCACUCUCCGAACCGACACAGAAAGGCAGCAUGGGCCUUCUUAUCAAAAUUUAUCGGCCCGGUCCCGGUUUCCCUGGUGGACAAUUAACCGUUCCUCUGGACAAGUUACCCAUUGGAGCACAAGUCGAUUACAGGCUUUCCUCUCAUUGCAAAUUCGAAUACCUUGGCCAAGGCAGAGCCGUUAUCAAUGGUGUUGAGCGCAAAAUAUCCUCAUUCAACAUGAUCUGUGGUGGAAGUGGUAUUACCCCGAUGUUCCAGGUUAUCCGAGCAAUCCUGCAAGACGAGGAGGAUAAGACGACAUGCACCCUCAUUGAUGGUAACCGCACCGAGGCGGACAUCAUGUGCCGAUCCGAGCUGGCCUCGUUUGUAUCGCGUGAUGAGAAGAAUAAAUUCCAGGUUAUUCAUACCCUGACACAGCCCUCAAAGGCAUGGUCCGGGUAUAGGGGUAGGAUUUCAGAGGACUUGCUAUCCAGGCACAUUGUUCGUUCCGAGAACAGCAUGGUGCUUAUUUGUGGUCCUGCCUCUAUGGAAAAGUCCGUGAUGGGUAUGCUGCUUAAACAGCAGUGGAGUGAGGAUGAUAUCUUUUUCUUUUAA